AUGGCUUCAAACCCAUCUUCCAGUUCUCCCGAUAAUAAUGCAAGUAGUCGCAACUCGACCACAGAUGCGGCUCCUGCCGAACUUUCAGCAGUGGUUGACGAGCUUUUGAAUUCUCUGUCGAACAAGUUCGCUGGCGUUUCCAGUGAGAUAUUCGCAAAGAUGGACGAAAUGUCGAGACGCUUGGAUAACCUCGAGGCUGCUUUGCAAAGCUCCGAGGGACGGGAGGGAAACGACAGCCCAAAAUGA
Molecule: messenger RNA, 246 nt
Organism: Drepanopeziza brunnea f. sp. 'multigermtubi' MB_m1
Lineage: Eukaryota; Fungi; Ascomycota; Leotiomycetes; Helotiales; Drepanopezizaceae
Biological process (GO): cellular heat acclimation
Cellular component (GO): nucleus; cytosol
Molecular function (GO): transcription corepressor activity
Source: RefSeq, a predicted model, not a curated record